CGACUGUCAAAUCUACUCCCAAUUUUUCAAAACAAAAACAGCUGAGAGCUGAAAAUUUGUGAUUGUGUUUGUGGAUUUUCAGAAAACUCCCCCCUAUCGAAAAUCCCAUUUAAUUUCGGCAAAUUCAAUUUAAAAAAAUGCUUGUAUGUGGGUAAAAGAUUCGACGAAUUCAGAUUUGCUCUAUUUCCAUUUUGGAUAUCUGGAAAGGCUCAAUAGUUGUGAUGUGUUGAAUCAGCAGAAAUUGUAGCAACUACAAAGAAUAGGCAAAUAUGAUUCCUUUAUCAGAUAAUCACGAUAUUGCUUGUUUUUUGGUGACCAAGCAUUCCACUUGGAAAGGAAAAUACAAAAGAAUAUUUUCAAUAGGAACCAAAGGCAUCACAACCUACAACCCUGGCACGUUUGAGGUUACCAACAAGUGGUUUUACAAUGAAUUUUACUCUAUCCAAUCUGUCAAGACUGGGAACAAUGCUUCCAAUGAGUUCCAGAUUACAGUCAAAAAAGAUAAAAAGCAAAACAAAAUGCUCUUUUCGACUGAACAUAGAACCCACAUUAUUACGGAAGCUAUGAAAUUCAAACAUUUAUUUAUUGAGAAACCAAAGGAAAUUUAUCGUUAUCAAGCCUAUAAAUAUCAUUGGUCAGACAUAAGAUUACCCAUUCUACUAGAAGUGACACCUUACUCUCUAGAUCAGCUGGACCCAACUACAAAUACAAUACUUGCCAGUUAUGCUUACAAGGAUUUUGAAGGAAUCUGUACUGUGCACGACUUACCUGGUGCUUUUGUUAUAGUUUGUGGUGGUUUUGGAAGGUUGCACUUAUUCCAGACUGUAGACUUUGAAGAAAUUAAGAUUAAAAUACUCGAAAAUGCUGUUCAGUUUUUAGGUGUUAAUAUUAAGGUUUUAGGGCAACCUAUUAGUUUAGAGGAUUUUCAAAGGCAAAGAUUUGGAAAGUAUAGUGAUGAUGAAUUUCUGACUUCAUCAUCAGAAUUCUACGUUCACAAAAUUCACAAACCUAGACAUUCUGAGCCUGUAAGAAGAAUUUUAUGUUUGUCUGAAUAUUGUUUGCUCGAACGAGAUCCUCAAACCUACAGUAUUUGUACUUUACAGCCAUUAUGUGAUAUAUUUGCUUUAGUUAGGAAUUUUGAUAAUCCACAAGCUUUUAGUAUAGAAUAUGUGAAUGGGCAAGUGAGAACUUAUAUAUCCACUGACAGAGAUUCCCUAUUAGCCUCACUCCUAGAUGGUGUUAGAGGAUCUGGCAAUAAAGAUGUUUACAUCACAAUGCGGCCCACUCCAAGAGGCCUGAGACUGGGACCAUUACACAUUCCAGUAGAAGAAGAAGUAGAGAGCCUCCACUUGAAAUUAUUUCAAAGUUCACAACCUCAUGUUAAUUUUUCAGCUUGUGUAAAACGUUUCAAUGCAAAUAUUUCUUAUAGCGGACUUUUAUAUAGUGUAACACAAGAGGGGAUAUUUGCAGAAAAUAAGGAGAAGUUAAUUCUGGCUGCAUUGCAGGCGCUAGUGUCACGAGAAGGCGAUCAAAAAACAAUACUAGCCGAGGAAUUAGAAUCUCAAUUUCAAGCUUUAAGGCGGCUAGUUGCAAGUAAAAUUGGAUUUGCUGCUUUCACAAAACUUCCAGGAUUCCGAGAAUCAAUUGGUAUAAAAGUAGUAACGGCAUUGAAAAGAAAUGAUUAUGGAGUAACUCAUGCGGCAAUCGAUAUGAUUUGUGCCUUAAUGCAUCCAAUGCAUGACGAUUAUGACCUUAAACAAGAACAACUGAAUAAGUCUUCUUUGCUGCAAACUAAACCGUUUUUGGAAAACUUGCUUAACAUGUGGUCUACACAUAUUAAUCAAGGAACUGGAGCUUUGGUAGUUUCAGCUAUGUUAGAUUUUCUUACCUUUGCACUUUGUGUGCCUUAUAGUGAAACAACAGAUGGAAAACAUUUUGAUAUUUUGUUGGAAAUGGUAGCAGAACGUGGCAGGUUGCUUUUCAAAUUAUUUCAGCACCCUUCUAUGGCCAUUGUAAAAGGUGUAGGAUUAGUCAUGCGUGCUUUAAUAGAAGAAGGAGACUCGGAAGUUGCAGUCAAAAUGCAAAAUUUAUCCUUAGCUGAAGGAGCCUUGCCUAGACAUUUAUUAUCUGCUCUUUACACUCAAGGUUUAGAUGGUAGGAUGUUGACACAUAGACAAUUAUCAAGACAUUUGAUUGGGCUUUGGGUUACUGGAAAUCCUAUUGCUAUGGGACUACUGAAGAGGAUUAUGCCUACUGGUCUAAUAUCCUUUCUGGAUUCCGAAGACUCCUUACCCAAAGAAGCCAAAGAACAAGAACUAUUAAACCACAGAGAUAACUUGAAAAUGGCACAAGAUCAUGCAGCCAAAUCGAGAAAGAAUCCUAAUUGGAUUGCAGUAGAAAGACAAUUAAAACAUGUUGAAAAACGGGUUGAAUAUUAUACAAAUUUAGCGUUGGAACAUUGGGGUGCCAAAGUCGGAUUAAACGUGAAACGAGAAGAGAAAAUUAAGGAGAGGCCUAUUGUUUUAAGAAAGAGGAGAGAAAGGGUGAAAGCUGAAAGUAAUUGGCCAUUGUUUUAUUGGGUUUUUAAUCAAGAUCAUGCGCUUCCAAAUUUGAUUUGGAAUCACAAGACAAGAGAAGAACUUCGUGCGGCUUUAGACAGCGAAAUUCGAACUUUUUCAAAUGACAGAGACUUAGCUGGUAAUGCGUUAGUGGCAUGGAAUCACCAAGAAUUCGAAUUAAAUUAUCAAUGUUUAGCCAAUGAAGUAAAAAUAGGCGAUUACUAUUUAAGGCUGUUACUUGAAAUGGAUGAGCAUAACGAUGAUUCACCUAUUAGGAAAUCGUAUGAGUUCUUCAAUGAUCUAUAUCACAGAUUUUUACUCACAAAUAAAGGCGAAAUGAAAUGCAUGUGCUUACAAGCAAUGGCAAUAGUUUACUGUCGUUAUUUUGAAGAUAUAGGCCCUUUUGGUGAUACAAAAUUUAUGACUUUGAUGUUAGAAAGAUGCAUCGACAAAAUGGAAAGAGACCGACUAGUCAUAUUUAUAGGCAAAUUAAUGUACCAUAGAAAAAAUGUGAGAGAAUUGAUAGAUGUUGGAGGUGUUAAAAUAUUAGUGGAUUUAAUGACAUUGGCACAUCUUCAUACUGGUAGGGCCGUCAUUCCGACACAAACCAAUGUUAUUGAGGCCUCAGCUGAUAUGUAUAUGGAUCAGAAAAAAGAGUGGCAUUAUAAUACUGAUGAAGGUGGGAAGGGACCAAUUACUUUAAAUGAGGUAAAAGAAUUAUUUACCAAAGGCACAAUAAAUAGUAAAACUCGUUGCUGGGCAAUGGGUCUAGAUGGUUGGAGAGCCCUAGCUCAACUACCCCAACUAAAAUGGUGCCUACUAGCCAAAGGAAACCCAGUUUUGAACGAAAGUGAUCUUGCCACUCACAUCCUAAAUAUUCUUAUAAGAACUUGCGAGUACUAUCCCAGCAGAGACCCAGAUGGUGCCAUUGUGAGACCAAUGCCAAAAAUUAAAAGAAUCCUUUCUGAGCAAGCAAUACUGUCACACGUGGUGCAAUUGUUGCUCACGUUUGAUCCGAUUUUAGUUGAGAAAGUUUCCACAUUGCUUUGUGAAAUUAUGACUGAUAAUCCUGAUAUGCCUAAAGUGUAUUUGACGGGAGUUUUUUACUUUAUAUUGAUGUAUACUGGUAGUAAUGUGCUUCCUAUUGCGAAAUUUUUGCAGUUGACUCAUAUGAAACAAGCAUUUAAAACAGAGGAGAGUAUAAUCACAACAGCAACAAAGAGUAUACUCGGCCGCUUACUACCUGAAGCAAUGAUCAAUUAUUUAGAAAAUCACGGGGCUGACAAGUUUGCCCAUAUAUUUUUAGGUGAAUUUGAUACGCCCGAGGCCAUAUGGAAUUCACAAAUGAGACGAAUGUUGAUAGAAAGAAUUGCAGCCCACAUAGCUGAUUUCACUCCUAGGCUUCGAACUCACACCAUGGCCAGAUACUUGUAUAUCGCCAUACCAACAAUACGUUAUCCUCAAUUAGAACGUGAACUGUUUUGUAACAUUUUUUAUUUGAGACAUCUCUGUGAUACUGUUAAAUUUCCUGAUUGGCCUAUACCGGAUCCGGUUGCCCUUUUAAAAGAUGUUUUAGAUACGUGGAAGUGUGAAGUAGAGAAAAAACCACCUCAAAUGACAGUUGAGGAGGCAUAUACAAAUUUGGGCUUACAAGGUACUGCUCAUGAUGAAUCUGUGAUAAGAAAGGCGUAUUACAAAUUGGCUCAGCAAUUUCAUCCUGAUAAGAAUCCUAAUGGACGAGAAAGAUUUGAACAAGUUAGUCAAGCCUACGAAUUCCUCUGUAGUAGGACAAGUUGGAAUGGAGAUGGACCCAAUCCUAAUAAUGUCGUAUUGUUACUCAAGACACAAAGUAUUUUAUUUCAUAGGCAUUCAGACGUUCUUCAGCCAUAUAAGUAUGCCGGUUAUCCUCAACUAAUAACAACAAUUAAGAUUGAAACAGCUGACGACCAGUUGUUCUCUAAAACAGAGCCUUUAUUGGCGUCUGCUGCGGAAUUAGCAUAUCAUACUGUAAACUGUUCUGCUCUUAAUGCUGAGGAACUUAGACGGCAAAAUGGCUUAGAGAUACUCCUAGAAGCAUUCUCUCGUUGUGUCGACGUUUUAAGCAAAUCAUCUAAACCAGACGAUGUAGCAGUACAAGUUUGCAUGCAUAUCACAAGGUGCUUCAGUGUUGCCGCUCAAUUCCAAGGAUGUCGGGAACGAAUCAUCAAUUUACCACAACUUGUUAAAGAUCUUUGUCGGAUUUUGCAUUUUAAACAUCUUACAAAGCUCUGCAGCGUAACAACCGAAUGUAUAAACGCCUUAGCAGUAGACUCAAUUCUGCAAUUGGAACUUCUGAAAAGCGGCGCCCUCUGGCAUUUAUUGUUAUUUAUAUUUAAAUACGAUUUUACGUUGGAAGAGGGCGGUAUUGAACGUAGUGAAGAUUCUAAUGAACAAGCUGUCAGCAAUCGUUUAGCCAGAGAGUCUUUGAAGGCUUGUGCGUCUAUGGCAGGCUUGAAUUCCGAUCGUAACUCUUUGAUUUUGGAGAUCCUGACAAGUUUGUUGACGCCGUUUAUCGUCAGUCAUUUGUCGGAUGAAAAACCCGAAGAGAUUCUGAAGAUUCUCAACUCAAAUAGUGAGACACCGUAUUUGAUUUGGAAUAAUGGUACUAGGAUGGAGCUGACAGAAUUUUUGGUUAUUCAAGUAAAUACAAGGGAACAUGGGGACUUCAAUGCGGCCACUUCUUUUGAAUUUUCGGCGCAAAAGAAUGAGUUGGUUAUCGGUGGGAUAUUUGUCAAGAUCUAUAAUGAUCAGCCUACUUUCCAGAUACAGAAUCCGAAAAAUCUGGUAAUUGCUCUUCUGGAGUACCUCCACAACCAAUUCGAGUUCCUAAAGAAUCUGGCCAACAUCGCUUAUUCAGUAUCAAAAGACAACAAACUAAAUCACACAUCGAUGGCCUUAAGGGCGUUAACCAACGUGAUCCUUCACAAUCCCGGCGUCGAGCUGCAAUGCAUCGGACAUUUUAGAUUAAUAUUCAAUUUACUAGUGGUCAAUAAUGUUCCUAUUCAAACCGAAACUUUAAACGUGAUAUCGGUGGUGACCAGAAAUAAUGAGUGCAUAAACGACAUUGCCGGUUCGGCCGUGUUGAGUUUCUUAUUGUUGAGUAUUUAUACUUUGCUUGAAUCGCAUCUGCAAAUACUCGAAGUACUUUCAGCUUUAGUUACCAAUACGAAAAUAGUGAAAGAAGCUUUGAAUAAAGGCGCGGUUUUGUAUUUAUUAAACUUAUUCUGUAACUCGAGUAAUCCUCAAGUUAGACAAAGUGCUGCGGAAUUGCUCGCCAGAAUGACGCUGGAUAAAUUAGUUGGACCGAAAAUUAAAAUUGCCACGGAAGUGUUUUUGCCGCCAAUAUUUUUGGAUGCGAUGAGAGACAGUCCGGAAACUUCCAUGAAUAUGUUGGAAUCUACUCAUGAACAUCCAGAGCUUAUUUGGAAUGAAGAUGCUAAGAACAGGGUGUGUUCGGUGAUAUCUAGACUUACAGACGAGCAUUACAAUGAACAAUGUACAAACCCAUCCAUCCAAUGGAAGAAGCCAGAAGGUACCGGAUUAGCCAACAUUACAUCACCAAACGAAGUGAUUAUAGGAGGCGUUUAUUUACGGCUUUUUAUUGAAAAUCCUGCGUGGACUUUGAGAAAACCAAAGGAAUUCCUAUCAGAACUUCUGGAGACGUGUUUGGAAAAUAUGUCGAAAGAAACACCAAACGGAGAAUUAUUGGAAUUAACAACAAACGCUUUAUGUGCUUUGCUCCAAGCCCAACCAGCUCUAUUGGAUUUGAUACCCUCUUUCGGACAUAUACCACGUAUUUGUAAGCAAAUGGGUUCAAAUAUACGACAAAUAGCCAUACCAAAAGCAGCCAUUCUUAUAUUAAAGGCAUUAUCAAUGAGCAAUCUUUGUGUAGGAGCUAUUGCUGAAACCCAAUGUAUGCAUCCACUGAAACGAGCCAUGCAAGCGCGCAAAGACAUGACAGCAGUAGCAUGCGAGGCCCUGAGUCGUCUAUUCACCAACAGCCAAGAUCAAUUAGUCAAACAAGCACUGGACGUGGAUUUCAUUCAAUUCUUGUUGAACCUUCUAGAAGAACAGUUGGAACUUAUCGAUAAUCCUGCCAUGACUAAAGCGCAAAUUGUGAAUGCAUUGAAAUCCAUGUCCAGGAGUUUGUUGUACGGUGACCGGGUGAAUGCUAUAUUGGAAAAAAGUAGCAUUUGGGCUGAAUACAAGGAUCAGAAACAUGAUUUGUUUAUUAGUAAUUCGAAUAUUUCUGGAUACUUAACAGGAGUUCCUACUCCAGCUGGUUAUUUAACUCAGGGAUCAGGGAAUACGCUUCAAGUGGUUCCACCUCCUGUCCAUAGGGAAGACCAUCAAUUCAAACAUGACGGUUUUUAACAUAAGUACUUUAAUAUAGCUUGCCAGAAAUAAAUUGUAAGUUAUUGUUAGUUUUUCGUCAAUUUAAUCUGAAAUGUAAUGAGGAUAAACUCGUUAUUUUUUGAGCAAUACUAAAUUAUUAAAUUACUGUCACAUUCUUUAUGUUUUAGGCAAUUGAAAUUUUUAUAUUAUUUAAUAAUAAAACACAAAGGUAAUUUUUGUUCCCAUUCCUAUUAAAAUUAGGGCGCAAUAAUGUUAAAAACAUUUUUUUUUUAUCUUACACAUGUUAAUCUUUGUAAACCCUUUUUAUAGCCGUGUAAGUGAUUGUAACAUAAGAUGUAUGUAUAAAACUAAGGAAUAAUAACUAUUUAUAAUUAAUAAUAUAUUUUUCAUAAUGUUUG
This is a messenger RNA of Ceutorhynchus assimilis (cabbage seed weevil), 7351 nucleotides long. The record is from the annotation of a GenBank genome assembly. NCBI's taxonomy places the organism in Eukaryota, Metazoa, Arthropoda, Insecta, Coleoptera, Curculionidae.